AUGUUGCUUGAGUUGGGAAACUUACAACCUUACAAGGUAAACAGUCAGGAAUUUACUGUCACUGCUAUAUGCACUCCACACCCUGUACUAAACACAUUUCAUUAUAAUUUCUUGCUGCAGUAUACAAGCAUGGCAUCUGCUGAGCUGAGAGAGGAGAUUACCUGCCCCAUUUGUCUGAGCAUUUAUACAGCUCCUGUAACUCUCAGCUGUGGUCAUACUUACUGCCUGAGCUGUAUUAACAAAACAAGGGACAACCAGGAAGAGUAUUCCUGUCCUGAAUGCAAACACAAGUUAAGGAGACCUGAGCGCAAAAGGAACCUGAGGCUGCGUAAUAUAGCAGAGAAUUUCCAACCUACUAAGCCAGUAAGGAAGACUGGGAUCUUCUGCACUUUCUGUAUUCACUCUCCUGUACCUGCUGCUAAAUCAUGUCUGCUUUGUGAGGCUUCUCUGUGUGAUACCCACCUGAGGGUACACAGCAAAUCUGAGGAACACGUCUUAACUGAACCCACCACUUCCUGGGUUAACAGAAAAUGCUCCAUCCACAAAGAGCUACUGAAAUAUUACUGCACUGAGGAGGAUGCCUGUAUCUGUGUGUCCUGCUUCCUGGCAGGAGAGCACAGGGGACACCAGGUGGAGCUGCUGAAUGAGGCUUCUGAGAAGAAGAAAAAGAAACUGAGAAAUGUUCUGCAGAAACUGACCACAAAGAGAGAGAAGACUGAGAAAAGAGUCCAGAGUCUGCAGGAGCACAUGAGAGGGGUGCAAGAGAAAGCAGCUGGUGUAACAGAGCGACUCACUGCCCUGAUUAGGGACAUCAGGAAACAGCUGGAAGACCUAGAGAAGCAAGUCCUGAGUGACAUCACCCGGCAGCAGGAGCAGGUUUUACUCACAAUCUCUGAUCUGAUCCAGCAGCUGGAAAAAGAGAAGGAAGAAAUGACCAGGAAGAUCAGUCACAUUGAGGAGCUGUACAACAUGACUGACCCAUUAACUGUCCUACAAGAACAGGAAUCACACAGAGAUGACUUUUGUGGUGCUGAGAAGGGAGAUAAUGAGGUCACACAGAGAGGUGAUAAACAGGUCCCUGCUGGGGGGGAUUUGGAUGAGGAUCUGAUCUCAGUGACCUUAUACAGAGGUUUAGCUGAUAUUGUGACUGAUGUAAAGAGAGGGCUCUAUAUGCAGGUGACAUCAGAUAUAUUACUGGAUAUUAAUACAGCUGGUAAUAGAAACACAGGCACGAUCAUAGUGCGCCCACCUCCAUUCUCUGAGGGAGAGCUUGUCUGUCUCGUAUACGGGAUGGACAAGUACUUCCCGAAGAGAAUUGGAGGACUAUGUGGAGUCGCACAUGAAGAUCGCAACAAGAUCGUCUAUGAAAUGUUGAAACAAAUGUAUCGCAUCUCUGACGGCCAAUUACUGGGGGAGGAUCCUGCCCCAGCCUUCUCGCCGGCACUGGCAGAGGAUGAGGCGGCUGGAGGAGAACCUCGCGAUCAGGGGACACAGACAGAGCACUUCCUUCAAGAUUUGUUCCAGCAACUGGUGGAGAGGCUACAGAUAGUCGCCACUGCUGUGCGGGGCCUACAGGAAGCCAUACGCAAUGUGUUCUAA
Molecule: messenger RNA, 1599 nt
Organism: Bombina bombina (fire-bellied toad)
Lineage: Eukaryota; Metazoa; Chordata; Amphibia; Anura; Bombinatoridae
Product: E3 ubiquitin/ISG15 ligase TRIM25-like
Exons: 5
Coding region: 1-1599 (532 amino acids)
Molecular function (GO): zinc ion binding
Source: RefSeq, a predicted model, not a curated record